Molecule: messenger RNA, 2949 nt
Organism: Sus scrofa (pig)
Lineage: Eukaryota; Metazoa; Chordata; Mammalia; Artiodactyla; Suidae
Gene: IL4I1
Product: interleukin 4 induced 1
Biological process (GO): amino acid catabolic process
Molecular function (GO): L-amino-acid oxidase activity
Source: RefSeq, a predicted model, not a curated record
AGAGGAGCACACGGGGGCACCAGUUGUAGCUGGGUUGUAUCUUCCGGCAUACAAGCGUCAGGUCGCCAUCCCCAAGGCGUGUCAUUGGCAGCAUUCCUGCCUUUGUUACCUCAGGCUGCCUGGGGGGUUCUGGCCAUGCCUCAACCGUGGGAAACAGGUAAAGCUGGGGGGGCAGCCGCCUUGUCUCGAGUGAUUUCCAGACACCAGCCUGACGCGCUGCCUCGGCCCCUGGCCCCCGCAGCUGCGAGUGACGCCGAGCACCUGGAUCUGGUUCCUGGUGCGGAGCAGAAAAUAUGCCCAGUUUUUCCCCUCCAAAGGCUCCGCCUCCUGCCACAGUGGCCCCUUGUGCAGUCUGUGAGCCAUGACCUCAUCCAGGACCCAUAUCUGACCCCUCGCCUGAGGGGAGGAGAAAUGGGGAUGCCUCGAAAAUCAGAAGUAGUAUUUUUACCUACAUGUAUUCACUCUACACCCAUCUUUGGAGCACCUGCUACAUACCAAGUCCUGAUCUGGUAUUGGGGUUUUGAAGAUGAAACCCGAUUUACCUAUGAGGUCCUUGGCAGGGGCCACACAAUCAUGGUAAGAAAAAAAAAAUGAUUGAACUUGCAUUUGCCAUGUGUAUAAUGUACCUAUUAUUUGGCAUAUUAAAAUUAAUGAAGCUUAAUGGCUUUCUGAUAGUUGUAUUUUUUUGGUAAAAACAAAAUGAAGUUGGAGUUCCCUUGUAGCACGUUGAGUUAAGGAUCCGGCAUUGUCGAUGCUGCAACUCAGGUUGCCACUGUGCCUUGGGUGGUUAGGUCCCUGGCCCAGGAACUUCUGCAUUCCUGGGAGGUCAGGGAGGGGGGCCCCAAGAUUGCAACAGGCUCAGCAGCUGGCUGGAUGCUGACUUCAUUGUAAUUGCAGUUUCCCUUUCCAGGAAUAAAACAGCUAAUGUUUCUUUGCCAGUCCAGACACAUAGCCUCUCCUUAAGUUCCUCUUCAUUAAUUAACAUGAAGACAACAAACGUGGUGACUAAAGUUGGAGUCAAAGGCUUUUAAAGGACUGAUUUCAAGCCACCCGGUGACUGAACACGAACUUGGGAAAUUGCCAUCCCACGACCCUGGCAUCUCUGGUCUAACAAGGGAAUCAGGACAGAGCCACCACCACUCAGCCCGGUUUCACACACGCCCAACGAUGACUUCGGUCCCAGGCUAACCAGCAAGGCCAUGGGCGCUGAGAGAGCCUGCCAGAGCCAGCCAUGCACCUGGCACCUCCUCGCCCUGGUCCCCGUCUUCCUCAGCCUGGCGGCCUCCCUGGACUGGCAGGCCGCCCACAGCCAUGACCCCUUCGAGAAAUGCAUGCAUGAUCCUGACUACGAGCAGCUGCUCCGAGUCGUGACCUUGGGCCUCAAUCGGACCUCAAAGCCCCAGAGGGUGAUUGUGGUUGGUGCGGGUGUAGCUGGACUGGUGGCCGCCAAGGUGCUCAGCGAUGCCGGACACAAGGUCACCGUCCUGGAGGCAGCCAACAGGAUUGGGGGCCGCAUCUUCACCUACCGGGACCGGAGAACAGGCUGGAUUGGGGAGCUGGGAGCCAUGCGCAUGCCCAGCUCGCACAGGAUCCUCCACCAGCUCUGCAAGAGCCUGGGCCUCAACCUGACCAAAUUCACCCAGUACGACGAGAACACGUGGACCGAGGUGAACGAGGUGAAGCUGCGGAACUACGUGGUGGAGAAGAUGCCCGAGAAGCUGGGCUACAAGCUGCAGCCCACGGAGAAGGGCCGCUCGCCCGAAGAAAUCUUCCAGAUGGCUCUCAACAGGGCCCUUGAAGAUCUCAAGACACUGGGCUGCAGAAAGGCAAUGAAGAAGUUUGACAGGCACACGCUCCUGGAGUAUCUCCUCAGCGAGGGGAACCUGAGCCAGCCAGCCGUGCGGCUCCUGGGAGAUGUAAUGUCCAAGGACGGCCUCUUCUACCUCAGCUUCGCCGAGGCCCUGCGGGCCCACAGCUGCCUCAACGACAAGCUCCGGUACAGCCGCAUCGUGGGCGGCUGGGACCUGCUGCCGCGCGCGCUGCUGAGCUCGCUGUCGGGGCCUGUGCUGUUGCGCGCGCCUGUCGUGGCGAUUAAGCAGGGGACGCGCGAGGUGAGCGUGCACAUUGAGUCCUGGAGCCGGGUCCGGACCCUGAAGGCCCUGACGGCCGACGCGGUGCUGCUGACGGUGAGCGGGCCGGCGCUGCAGCGCAUAACCUUCACGCCGCCGCUGACGCGCAGGCGGCAGGAGGCGGUGCGCGCGCUGCACUACCUGCCGGCCACCAAGGUGUUCCUGAGUUUCCGCCGGCCCUUCUGGCAAGACGAGCACAUCGAGGGCGGCCACUCCAACACCGACCGCCCGUCGCGCGCCAUGUUUUACCCGCCGCCCGGCGAGGGCGCGCUGCUGCUGGCCUCGUACACGUGGUCCGACGAGGCGGCCACGUUCGCCGGCCUGAGUACCCGGGACGCGCUGCGCCUGGCGCUCAACGACGUGGCGGCGCUUCACGGGCCCAUCGUGUACCGGCUCUGGGACGGCAGCGGCGUCAUCAAGCGCUGGGGGGAGGACCCGCACAGCCAGGGCGGCUUCGUGCUGCAGCCGCCCACGCUCUGGCAAAAGGACGAGGACGACGAGCGGGAGCACGACUGGGCCGUCCCCUACGGCCGCAUCUACUUCGCCGGCGAGCACACGGCCUUCCCGCACGGCUGGGUGGAGACGGCCGUCAAGUCGGCUCUGCGUGCCGCCGUGGGCAUCAACCGUCGGAGCAGCCCGCCGACCAGCAGCUCGGUCAACCCCAGGACCGACAGCCGGGUGGGGCACGUGCACUUGGCGCCGAGCCACCAGUCGUGCAACCUCGGAAGCGGGCGGGGCAGCCACUUUCCAGACUUACUCGCUGUAACCCUUCGGCGCACCAGCCCAAAGAGAACCCGGUAUUAAAGUACUUUUGGAAACA